AGCAUUUGUGGAUUAACAAUCACUAGAAUCACUACAUAAUCCUAUAUUUCUAGGUGUAAGUAGUAUCAAAGCCUUAGACGUGGAGAAGCUCAGCAAGUAAUCAAAAACAAUAGUGCAUGGCAUUAUUAUAAUCAAUGGCUUUGCCUGAUUUAGAUGUUAGAUCCGUAUUGAGUGUUGUAGAAGAGAAUUUUCAAAAAUUAGCCUUGAAAGCCUAUGCCAUUCGCAUGAUUUAUAUCGGAGAACACACUUUAAAAAAAGAUGAAAUAAUACAAAAGUUUCAUAAGACUAUACAAGCAGUAAAUGCUUCAUACUGUGAAAUAAAUGUCCGUGGAUUGCUGUUGGUGUAUGACAGUUACUUUGUACAUGUCAUAGAGGGAUCUGAGGAUACAGUAUAUAGGCAGUUAAGAUUUCUUUUUAAAUUUGAAUCUGACUGGAUAGAAGAGAUGAAUAGGUUGGAUGACGAGGCAGCCCAGGCCGCUGUUGCUGCAGCCGAGGAAGCUGCCGCGGAGGGAAUUACAGUGAUCCUUGAGGACGACUCACAUCAGAGACCGGAACGAAAAAUAUUUAGGCGUUUGAAAAUGUUGAUGGUGUAUCAUUCUAUAAAGACGCCAAUAUUUGAAGAAUGGGAAGCGGUAACAGCACACCCACCUUCCUUAAUCGGGAAGUUAGAUGUGUUUGGACCCUUGGCUGAGCAUAUGGAACAACUACGUAUAUGUUUGGACAAGAUCAACAGGCUGUGUGAAUUGGCCAAAAGUGAUGAGCCCUUGUCGUUUGAAGGGUUGACUGCAGUUGAUGCUAAAAUGGAUGCGUUGCCAGAGGUGGGGUUGUUGGAUUAUUUAUUGCAGUCGCAGCAUAUUCUCGACCUUCAUCAAGUGGCGCAUUUACACCGACGUGUAGAUGACUACUGCUUUUAUUUUGAAAACGUCUGGCCAUUGCCGACGCACUUCACUCCUCGUCAUCUAUACAAGCUGAAGAUUGAUGAUUCCUUCGUGGAACCACUGCCUGUGAUGCCAUGGGAGCAUGUGAAGGAAACGACAGAAGAUGAAGAGAGACAAGAACAGAGCGGAAGCUCCUCCAGUGACUGAAUAUGUAACCUAUAAUAGACUAAAAUAAUAUGUAUGUACUACAUUUUCGUCUGUCGUUGAAAAACCUGAAACCUAUAUUCACAAAACUAAAAUUACACAGGACAGAUGUCGAACAGGAAUAUUACCUAAUCAAAAUAUUGUAAAAAUAUUUUACUAAUUCUGAAAUACAUAAUGUAUCCCUAUGAAAUACUUAUGUCAGUAUUUUGUAUAAUUUAGAAGUGAGGUCAUAUUUUUUUCUAUUCUAUAUAUUCUUUAUUCCAACUUUA
Messenger RNA from Achroia grisella, 1351 nucleotides. RefSeq lists its product as uncharacterized. The record is from RefSeq and is a predicted model, not a curated record. The transcript has 6 exons. Bases 135 to 1085 code for a protein of 316 amino acids. Lineage: Eukaryota; Metazoa; Arthropoda; Insecta; Lepidoptera; Pyralidae.